AUGUACCUACCGUUUGCAGCCGUAGAUCAAACUGAUGGUAGACUAACGCAAAACUUCUUGUUUGCAGCCAGCAAGUCGCGUAAUAUGCUGAAGUCGUUUGUCAAGUCCCAGUUGGAUAUACCAAUCCACUUCAUAUGGUUACUUCUCACGGGACUGUUUUUUCAGUUUCCUGGUGUGGACGGAUUGGCCUCAUUGACUGAAGAUGAGUUCGCCGAAUUCACUGACCCAGAUGAUACGUUCACAUCUGACAUCACCGCGGAUAUCUCGUCCGCUGUACCAAAAAGUUCAAUUCCAAAGUCCCCGCCCGACCAGGAAACGGAUGGGACCCGCUCUCAGGAAGAUUCAGAGGGCUCUCAGGAAGAUUCAGAGGUAACGGGGCAGCCGUUGGACGCGUCUGUUUCGAGCGAAGUGGACGAUGGUAUGCUGCUUGUAAAUAGGAAGCCGGUACCCCUGACAGAAGCGGACAGGAUGAAAAGUGACACGGAUGCAACAGUGGAAGUAGUGCUCGUCGUCCUCAUUUUUCAGUCCGAUGAAUUCGAGGAUGUCGUUAUAAAAGAUGAUGAUGAGUUUGAAGACAUUCCAUCACCUUCCGACCCUGUGGAUCGGCCUACCGCUCAAUCCAAAGAGGCUCAUUCUGAUCUGAAGGUGGUAAAGAUCCCGCGUCAUCUUCGAGGUUCCUGGGACAGCUACUACCUGGAAAUGCUUUUCAUCUCCAUGUUGGUCAUCUACUUUUCCAACUUCCUCAUUGGAAGAUCCAAGAACACACAGUUGGCAACUGCCUGGUUCGCCGCGCACAAACCAAUACUGGAAACCCAGUUUGCUAUGGUUGGAGACGAUGGACAGGCUGAGCCCGGGUCUGGUACGCUUUUAAAGGAAUCGGAACACUUGUAUUCGCUUUGGUGCUCUGGUCGUGCCUACUGCGAUGCCAUGUUGGUCGAACUGCGAUUACUCAAGCGACAGUGUCUUGUAUUCACACUGGCCAACUGGUUUCAACCUGCCUACGACACCAUUGUUGCCAAGGUUAUCAUGGAGGACUCGGAAAUGGACGGUUGGGUAAUGGCGGUUGGCCGCAAACGUCGUCUGCAGGCGCUGAUGAAAGAUCAUCAAGACCUGGCAUUCUUCUGUCCCGAUAAGCGAGGACAACGGCAUCCGGGGUUGCCCGAAUCUCUAACCGUACUGAGCGAGCUGUCUGAGGCCACAACUUCAAUGCUUAAUGCUCCUAUAUGCAAGUUCUUGACUGACAAUGAGGAGUGCGUAGACUAUCUGUUUUUCUCAGAUCAAUACACGGGACCGAAGCCACCGCCCGAUGAGACCCCAUCCGCGAAACUUCCCGUCACACAGAAAGUGCUCAUAUUCGGAUUCCGUGUCGGGACGAAAGGUUCGGUGUCUGUAGAGGACAUGGAGGCUGCCGCGCCCUUGUUUCAAUUCAUAUUCUACGUGAUUGACAAGGUCCAUAGACUUCGACUGGGCAAAGAGGCAAAGGCGAAGUCCGAGCGGAACAGACAGCGAGCUUACGACACUCGUCUCAAAGCGGUACAUAGUCUUCGCCAGGAAGCUGCCCAAACACGCCGAGAAGAACGCGUCCGGGCGAACAAAGAGCGUAUAAUGGCAGAAGAGGAUCCGGAAAAGGCGCGAAGGCUGGAGGUUAUCGCAUCCAAUGCUGUCUUUCCCGUGUUCUCCGCAUCCUCUGCAAACGUGACUGUACCAGCUGGACAUGCUGAACAGAACUUUUAA
Opisthorchis viverrini is the source of this 1734-nucleotide messenger RNA. RefSeq lists its product as hypothetical. Gene Ontology annotation, molecular function: calcium ion binding. The transcript is spliced from 11 exons. The coding region runs from base 1 to 1734 and encodes 577 amino acids. Gene Ontology annotation, cellular component: endoplasmic reticulum. NCBI's taxonomy places the organism in Eukaryota, Metazoa, Platyhelminthes, Trematoda, Opisthorchiida, Opisthorchiidae. The record is from RefSeq and is a predicted model, not a curated record. Gene Ontology annotation, biological process: endoplasmic reticulum calcium ion homeostasis.